AUGAUCCGUCGCCUCCCCUCUCUCGUCCGCGCCGCCACCCAGCUCCCCUCCCUUAUCCACCAUGGCAACUGCCGCCUCCUCCUCCACCUCCCCGCCCCUUUCUCCCUCGAGGCCUACCUCGUGGCCUCCUGCGGCCUCACCCCAGCCCAGGCCAGGAACGCAUCCAAAAAGGCGCUCGCCAAGGCAUCCAAGUUGUCCGAGAGGGCGUUCAACGAUCUCUCCUCCACCCGCCUCCACCCCGGCUUCGACCCCGACGCCGUCCUCGCCCUGCUCUCCAACAUCGGCCUCUCCCGCGCCGACAUCGCCGACGUCGUCGCCGCCGACCCGCUGCUCCUCCGGUCCCGGGUGGACAAACUCGAGCCGCGCAUCCUCGCCCUCCGCGACCGCGUCGGCCUGUCCGUUCCCCAAAUCGCCCGCUUCCUCGUAAUCGGCUCCUGGGAGCUCCGCAACUGCGGCGACGUCGCGCCCAAGAUCCAGUUCUUCGUCUCCUUGUACGGCUCGUUCGAUCAGUUCCUAGUGGUCAUCAAGAAGACCCAAUCACUUCUUGCCAUGAACGUUGAUAGGGUGAUCAAGCCGAACAUCGCCCUGCUUCUCCAGUGUGGCCUAAGUGUUCGAGAUAUUGCCCAGCUGUGUUCGAGGGUCACCUGGCUGCUUACGUUCAACCCGGAGCGUGUGAAAGAGCUCGUGUUGCGCGCGGAAGAGCUUGGGGUGCCCCGCAGCUCGGGAAUGUUCAAAGAAGCGUUGGCUGCUGUAGCCUGUACAACCAAAGAGAACUGUGCUGCCAGACUUGACUUAUUGGAGAGUACUCUUGGCUGCUCCAAGAGUGAAGUUGCCACUGCUGUGUCCAAGAAGCCAAACAUUAUAGCAAUAUCUGACGAAAGUCUUCUCCGCAAGAUCCAAUUCUUCAUCAACGAAGUUGGACUGGAUCCACAUUACAUUUUGCAAAGGCCUGUCCUCUUCACAUACAGCCUAGAGAAGCGACUAGUGCCCCGACAUUGUGUCAUGAAGGCCCUGCUGGCAAAGGGAUUGCUCAACAGAAAUGUGAGCUUUUACACAUUGGCUAAAACUGGAGAGGAGACUUUCAGAUUGAAGUUUGUCGACCCUCACAACGACUCUGUUACUGGGCUUGCAGAUGCUUAUGCCACUACUCAUAGUGGCAGUGUGCCCCAUAGCUCAGCUAUAACAUCUUAA
Molecule: messenger RNA, 1191 nt
Organism: Miscanthus lutarioriparius
Lineage: Eukaryota; Viridiplantae; Streptophyta; Magnoliopsida; Poales; Poaceae
Source: the annotation of a GenBank genome assembly